UUUGAGUAGUAUUAUCAUCAAAAAUCUAUUGUCUAUUACAAAACCCAUUAUCAAUAGAUUAUAGUUCAUACAAAUAUAUAACGAAUCUUAUGGUCUAAGCAAAAAAAAAUACAACAUUCAAUACUGGAGAAAUACCAAGAAAUAGUCUUCUUCCUGGUCUUUGCUGAUUUGAUCAUGUAGACCCUUCUCAAAAAAAUAAAAUAAAAUCUAGUCAUACUUCUGUCCCUGUCACUUCUUACAUAGUUUGUUUUUCUUUAACGUUUCACAUACGCCUUCUUUCUUUAUUUUCUCUUCUUUUUGGUUUCUCUGUGUGAUUGGUGGGCUGUGUUCAAUGUUCUCUUUCCACAUACCGGGCAUUUUUUUUUUCUUUCUUUUCUCAUUUUGGGUUUUUGCUAUUUAUACUUGUUCAUUUAUAGUUCUCUUCCUUUUCUUUCUCGUUCGUACUCACUUUUUCUUUUACCUCACGGCUUCUCCAUUACUUUUUUCUUCCUUAGAAUCAUUUUUCUUUUGGGUCUCAUUGUUUCCACACUAUCUGAUUCAUUUCUCAUCUGGGUUGUGCCCUUUUUCCUUUAUCGCUAUAUAAAGCUUGCUUCUUUUUCAUAAGUUUUGUUCUGGGUUUUCAUUGCCAAGUGUCUGGAUAGUGGAAGUUUUUGAAUUUUUGAUAUUGAGAGCUAGAAAGCGAGAAAUAUGAAGUGCUUUUAUAUUUUCAAGGAUAAGUCCAAGAAAAAGAAAGGAGAUUCAAGAUCAGCACCAGAAUUAAGAAACAGAAGCGGACCAGAUACUUCACCUUUGAACCGUACAUCGAGAUCUUUACCUUCUCCAAGAAGCAUAACUGAAUUGUACAAAGAAAAAGAACAUAAUUUAAGAGCUUUCUCUUUUGAAGAACUUAGAGAGGCAACACAUGGUUUUAGUAGAUUGCUCAAGAUUGGAGAAGGUGGUUUUGGAAGUGUAUAUAAGGGAACUAUUAGGCCUGUUGAUGGUCAAGGUGAAUCUUUACUUGUUGCUAUUAAGAAGCUCAACAAGUAUGGCUUGCAGGGUCAUAAACAAUGGCUAGCUGAAGUUCAAUUUCUUGGAGUUGUUAAUCACCCAAACCUAGUAAAACUUCUAGGUUACUGCUCUGUCGACAAUGAGAGAGGAAUCCAACGGUUAUUGGUGUAUGAAUAUAUGCCUAAUAAGAGCUUAGAAGAUCAUCUUUUUAGUAGGGCUUUACCUACUUUGCCUUGGAAGACGAGAUUGGAGAUUAUGCUUGGUGCAGCUGAAGGAUUAGCUUACUUACAUGGUGGACUGGAAGUUCAGGUGAUAUACCGAGACUUCAAAUCCUCGAAUGUGCUAUUGGAUCAGAACUUUAAGCCGAAGCUUUCAGAUUUUGGGCUUGCUAGAGAAGGACCAACAGGUGAUCGUUCUCAUGUAUCCACUGGGGUGGUUGGUACGUAUGGAUAUGCUGCCCCAGAAUAUGUUGAGACAGGUCAUCUUACAAGUCACAGUGAUAUAUGGAGCUUCGGAGUGGUGCUCUAUGAAAUACUCACUGGCAGGCGAACACUGGAAAGAAAUCGGCCAACGUCGGAGCAGAAACUUCUCGAUUGGGUAAAACAGUUCCCAGCUGACAGUAAAAAGUUCAGCAUGAUAAUGGAUCCACGACUCAGAAAUGAUUACUCUAUAGCAGCAGCAAAGAGAGUUGCUAAGUUGGCAGAUAACUGUCUAAACAAGAAUUCCAAAGAACGGCCAUUUAUGACUGAAGUGGUCGGGACCUUGAAGCUAGCAAUACAAGAUUCAGAAGGCACAAGCACAUCUUCCAGUAUACCAUCUCAAUCUAGAUUGGCUGAGAGGAAAGCGAACAGGGUAUAAAGGCUUGGAAUGAGUAGAAACAUUUUACUGGUUUGCAUCUCAAAAAUCAUUAGACAAAACAUGGGAGUUAGCUUGUUGCGUAGGCUUCAAGAGGCUCGACUCAACUCGAUUAAAAAGAGUGUUGAUUUCAGAUAUUAGUAAACUAUUCUUUUCUUCUUGUAAAAAAAAAAAAAAUUAUGAAUAGAAAUAGGCAAUGCUGCAAAAAGGCAUAUGAACAAAUGGGUGGAUUCUGAACUUUGUUCCGAUGAGAUCUUGGGAAUAUUCUGAUGAGCUUAUACAGUACGGUUAUCAUCCUCCAUGAGUUCAAUGUUCAAUGUUCGAUUUUCA
This is a messenger RNA of Ricinus communis (castor bean), 2172 nucleotides long. RefSeq names its product probable serine/threonine-protein kinase PBL19. Lineage: Eukaryota; Viridiplantae; Streptophyta; Magnoliopsida; Malpighiales; Euphorbiaceae. Gene Ontology annotation, molecular function: protein kinase activity; ATP binding. The coding region runs from base 688 to 1845 and encodes 385 amino acids. The record is from RefSeq and is a predicted model, not a curated record. The transcript has 5 exons. Gene Ontology annotation, biological process: protein phosphorylation.